Molecule: messenger RNA, 893 nt
Organism: Fomitiporia mediterranea MF3/22
Lineage: Eukaryota; Fungi; Basidiomycota; Agaricomycetes; Hymenochaetales; Hymenochaetaceae
Exons: 1
Coding region: 146-553 (135 amino acids)
Source: RefSeq, a predicted model, not a curated record
GUCGUAUGACUCCUGCCCUCCUCCCAAGGCAUUCCCUAAUCCCAUCCAGGCAAGACGGACUCACAACUCGAGCACAGGUUUGUCGUUCACAGGCCGCCGGUAAUUAUACAUGAGAACCGGUGCUCGGUACGGAUGCCACAUCUGAAUGGGCCCGGUGCCCCAUGGCAUGCUUCCCUUGCCUCGCGCCCAGAAUGUGAGUCCACAGACGGUAAGGAAGUCCUGGCAGAUGGCCAUUCUUGUCCGGCGGGAAGCCCGCAGUGAUCUAGGGUCUACAAGAAGUAAAAAUUCCUCUUCAGAAUGGAGUGUGCGGAUGGAUACGGGCUGCAUCCGAUUUGACACAGGGGUGCUUCGUUUCAGGCGCAAGAGGAUAGCGACGCUCAAGGAGGGGGAUCAACAUGUUGGUAUCCAAUCGAUGGCACAAGCGGGGCGAGAGAGUACUGAUCUUCAGGCUCGUACACAGGGCCAUGCGGAAAAUGUAGCCACUUUCGUCUUGCAACGCUGCCUCGGCGGAGGACUGCUCGGCUGGAACUUCAUUCAAAGGGACCGAUUGUGACCCACAGGCGAUCUGUCCCGCAAUGUGCUUCGAUCUUGGGAUGGAGCCAUCAGCCAACUUGACGAUGAGGAGUCGCCAUUGCAUCAAACCCACCCGUAUUCCGAUGCACCGAGAGGGACUUUCUGAAACAAACGAGAGCGUUGAGGCGUCUCGGCACUGGUUACCUGUAGGAUUCGACCAGCUGAUUAGUAUGCGCCGACUGGAAAGAGGCACAGUUCUCGGAACCGUCCGAACAAACGACAAGGAUGGUCUAGACGAGCUGACAAUGAGAGCAGUUAAUUAAAGCGGCCACGUGUCCAUUGUAUCCUAUUUAUUUUAUCAUAUCGCAGCUCAUUUCCCA